GUCAACAGAUUGCCGGUAAUAGAUAUAAGAGAGGCGAACAAGAGGAGAUUAAAUGCAGUCGUAUUUUGUACGUCAUCAUGAUCACCUUGUUGCUAUUACCCUUUUUUUUACUGAGCCGAAUUUCGGUGGACAUUGAUUCCCUCCUUCAUGGUCCGGAAUACACUUACCGAGUUGAAAUAAACACCAUAAAUAAUGAUGGACUUGGUGGUGAAAUGACAAAAGCAUUCGACGUGGUCAAUACUUUAAAAUGUCGUCCCAAAGUACCGGACACGUUGAAUUGUCGUUUCGAAGCAGCCAAUAUACGAAUGUACAAGGAAGGCUUGUUCGAAUUGGCACGAUUAUCUGUCGAAGAUUUGGGAACGAAUGAUGAGACAUUCGAGAUUAAAUUCGACAAACAUGGGAUUAGCCAUUUGGUCGUAACCAAGGAUAUGGAACCCUGGACUAUCGAUAUGAUUAGAUUGAUAGUUAAUCAAUUAAACAUUGGUAUUAAUAUUAGAAAUAAACCUGAUGGCAAAUUUACGGGUAUAGAGAAAUCGUAUUUCGGGGAAUGUAAAACAAUGGUCGUGCUUGAUCAUCGUUUAUCAGAAGAUCGAUGGAAGGACGACAAAUUCGAAAUAAUACCGAUGAACAAUGGGAUUAGAAAAUUAUCCGGUGAAGUUGUCAGCAUAGAAAAAAUACGAUAUUUCGAUAAUAACGACGAAUAGAAAGUAUACUUUUUUGGUAGCUUAUCUGCUUAUUCGACGUUACCUGCUGACGUCACUACGACUAUAAAAUCAUCCCACAGCAAUAUCAUCAUAUCAGACUCGAACUUUACUUCCUAUACGACCAAUGAAAUCGUCAUCAGUAAUAAGGACAAAAGUAGAAAUUUUACCCUCAACGAGAAGAUAAAAUUGAGUUUGGAAGUAGUGUCGACAACGAAAAGUGAAUUACCUUUUAUCCCCGAUGCUACAUGGGUCAGCUUUAUGAUUCAAGAUGAUUGGUAUAAGGACGAAGAAAGAUACUUUCGUAUGAAAAAUUCUAUCUUUUCUUUUUAAGAUAUAAUAUUACCUAUUAAAGAAAUAAUUAAAUACUUGCUGAUAAUA
This is a messenger RNA of Polistes canadensis, 1082 nucleotides long. Its product is annotated as vitellogenin-1-like. Gene Ontology annotation, biological process: lipid transport. The transcript has 3 exons. Lineage: Eukaryota; Metazoa; Arthropoda; Insecta; Hymenoptera; Vespidae. The record is from RefSeq and is a predicted model, not a curated record. Bases 78 to 704 code for a protein of 208 amino acids. Gene Ontology annotation, molecular function: lipid carrier activity.